Messenger RNA from Mesitornis unicolor (brown roatelo), 1807 nucleotides. Its product is annotated as disheveled-associated activator of morphogenesis 1. The record is from RefSeq and is a predicted model, not a curated record. Gene Ontology annotation, cellular component: stress fiber. The annotation marks the transcript as partial. The transcript is spliced from 14 exons. Gene Ontology annotation, molecular function: small GTPase binding; actin binding. Lineage: Eukaryota; Metazoa; Chordata; Aves; Mesitornithiformes; Mesitornithidae. Gene Ontology annotation, biological process: actin cytoskeleton organization.
GGUUUCCAAAGGGCGUAUUUAUCUUCCAGAGCGCUGCCUAAGUGUCGCUUAAUCAUUAAACAUCUGAUUUUCUCCAAGUUACCUGUCAUGCUGCUUAUGAUCUAGUGCCCAGGAGGGAGGGACGCAGAGGAUUUUGGCCAUGGCCCCAAGGAAGAGGAGCAGCCGGGGGAUCUCCUUCAUCUUCUGCUGCUUUCGUAGCAGCGACCACCCCGAGAUCACGUACCGGCUGCGCAAUGACAGCAGCUUCGCCCUGCAGACCAUGGAGCCUGCGCUGCCCAUGCCGCCGGUGGAGGAGCUGGACAUCAUGUUCACCGAGCUGGUGGAUGAACUCGACCUUACCGACAAGCACAGAGAGGCCAUGUUUGCACUGCCGGCAGAGAAGAAGUGGCAGAUCUACUGCAGCAAGAAGAAAGACCAGGAAGAAAAUAAAGGAGCCACCAGCUGGCCAGAGUUUUAUAUCGAUCAGCUGAAUUCAAUGGCUGCUAGAAAAACGCUGAUCGCCUUGGAAAAGGAAGAUGAAGAGGAGAGAAAUAAAACAAUCGAAAGCCUGAAGACUGCACUGCGGACAAAACCAAUGAGGUUUGUAACCCGGUUCAUCGACCUGGAUGGCUUGUCGUGUAUUCUCAACUUUCUCAAAAGCAUGGACUAUGAGACGGCGGAGUCUCGAAUACAUACCUCACUCAUUGGAUGUAUAAAAGCACUAAUGAACAACUCCCUGGGCCGGGCUCAUGUCCUAGCCCAUUCAGAGAGUAUUAACGUAAUCGCUCAGAGUCUGAGCACAGAGAACAUUAAGACGAAGGUGGCAGUGCUGGAAAUCAUGGGCGCUGUGUGCCUGGUUCCCGGGGGCCACAAAAAGGUACUGGAGGCGAUGCUGCACUACCAGAAAUACGCCAGCGAACGGACUCGUUUUCAGACGCUGAUCAAUGACUUGGACAAGAGCACGGGGCGUUACCGGGAUGAAGUGAGCCUCAAGACAGCCAUCAUGUCCUUCAUCAACGCAGUCCUGAGCCAGGGCGCAGGCGUGGAAAGCUUGGAUUUCAGACUCCAUCUGAGAUACGAAUUUCUCAUGCUCGGGAUCCAGCCAGUGAUUGAUAAAUUACGAGAGCAUGAAAAUUCAACCCUCGACCGGCACUUAGAUUUUUUUGAAAUGCUUAGAAAUGAAGAUGAACUGGAAUUUGCCAAAAGAUUUGAGCUGGUCCACAUCGACACCAAAAGUGCGACUCAGAUGUUUGAGCUGACGAGGAAGAGGCUGACGCACACGGAGGCAUACCCACACUUUAUGUCUAUCCUGCACCACUGUCUCCAAAUGCCUUAUAAAAGAAACGGCAACACCGUCCAGUACUGGCUGCUGCUCGACAGGAUUGUGCAGCAGAUCGUCAUCCAGAGUGACAAAGGGCAGGACCCCGAUGCCACUCCCUUGGAAAACUUCAAUAUUAAAAAUGUUGUCCGAAUGUUAGUCAAUGAAAAUGAAGUGAAACAGUGGAAAGAGCAAGCAGAAAAAAUGCGGAAAGAGCACACCGAGCUUCAGCAGAAGCUGGAGAAGAAGGAGCGAGAGUGCGACGCCAAGGCCCAGGAGAAGGAGGAGAUGAUGCAGACACUGAACAAGAUGAAGGAGAAGCUGGAGAAGGAGUCCAGUGAGCACAAGCAGGUCAAGCAGCAAGUGGCAGAUCUCACGGCGCAGCUCCACGAGAUGAGCAGGAGGGCAAUCUGUGCUGCCGGCCCUGGAGGACCUUCCUUGCCACCAGGAGCUCCCGGUGGCCCAUUACCUUCUCCAGCUCCUGGAUCCCUCCUUCCACCACCACCACCA